Molecule: messenger RNA, 523 nt
Organism: Phascolarctos cinereus (koala)
Lineage: Eukaryota; Metazoa; Chordata; Mammalia; Diprotodontia; Phascolarctidae
Gene: RPS26
Product: ribosomal protein S26
Biological process (GO): translation
Cellular component (GO): cytosolic small ribosomal subunit; ribosome
Molecular function (GO): mRNA binding; structural constituent of ribosome
Source: RefSeq, a predicted model, not a curated record
CCUCCGAAGAGAAACUUUGUCUGCGCGCAUGUGUUGGCGCACGGAUCUCUGCCUAUAUAAGAUGGACGGCGGCAGGGCCGCAUCCUUUUUCGGUUCCUGGCUUUCAAGAUGACCAAGAAGAGGAGGAACAACGGGCGCGCCAAGAAGGGCCGCGGCCACGUGCAGCCCAUCCGCUGCACCAACUGCGCCCGCUGCGUGCCCAAGGACAAGGCCAUCAAGAAGUUCGUCAUCCGCAACAUCGUGGAAGCCGCGGCCGUCAGGGACAUCUCCGAGGCCAGCGUCUUCGACUCCUAUGUGCUGCCCAAACUGUAUGUGAAACUGCAUUACUGUGUAAGCUGCGCGAUCCACAGCAAGGUAGUGAGGAAUCGGUCCAGGGAGGCACGAAAGGAUCGGACACCCCCACCCCGCUUCAGACCUGCUGGUGCUGCUCCCAGACCCCCUCCAAAGCCUAUGUGAAGAGCUGUCUGCCCCCAUCAACAUUCCUGAACUGAUCAGAGGAAAAUAAAAUGGUUGGUCAACCUUA